GAUAAGUUAACAUCCCAACUUGUUCUCUAUACGCCAGCUGCAUUUAUCAAAAAUAUCUAUUUCACACGAGCAGGAAACACAUUUCGUUUUUCUUCCAUUCCCAUCUACAGCUCCCACGAUGCUGCAGAAGUGCUUCUACCUGCUGGGGAUCUUGACCACCAUCAUCUCCUUCACCUUUUCCAACGUCACGCUCUAUCCUUAAGGCACCAAUCUGCAGCUGGGCAACGUGGACUUGACGAUCCGCAACUUGGUGCCGAAGGUGGUGGAUUUCCCGUCGGCCAACCUGUCCUCCACAUCGGAUGCGCUCUUCGUCACGUUCGACAACCCCCUUUCGGCAGAGUUCACCGUCCAGGUGUACACGUUCUUCUUCUGGACCCCGGCGAACGUGCAGUUGACGGUGACUGGUGGCGCCGCGUACUCAAAAAACGCCGUUGACACCUGCGACUCGCAGGGUUUAACUCGCCAGUACUGCGACGCGAAGGCCAAUGUGGUGAUUCGUGGAGUGCUUACAAACCUGCAGAUUGCCGACGUCUCCAUCGACGUGUGCAACGAGGUGCAGUCGUUGCUGGAGUCCACGCUGAAGACGCGGGAGCAGCAGAGUUUGCCUGUCGUUGCGAACGGCGCCACUGACAUCUCGAGCGUCUUGUACUUCAGGAAGUUCACCCUCCUCAGCGAUCUCUCGCAGGCUCUGAGUGUCCCGUCGUACAAGAAGUUCAUUGCGAAGAACGCGAUGCAGGUUUCCACGGGCCUCGUGCUGCCGGUGCUCUUCGACGUUGACACGUCGGAUAAUUUCACAUCGACCGCCAUCGACAUUGCUGCUUCCAUCACCAGCAUGAUAAAGGAGCUGCUGAACAUUUCCAUCUACGACAACGUGACGGAGGGCACCACCUCCAUCGAGUACCUGGGAGGCACCGUGACGAUGCUCUCGCCGAAGAACCUUUUGAAUCCGAUCCUCAAGAAGGAGGCUCGCGCUGCGCUGAGCGUGUACGUCCCUGCCGGCGCCUCGCUCGUCUACGACGUCGUCGUGAAUGAUCUCCAGUGUCGAUUCUUCAACACCAUCUGCUCGAUACCUGCAACGAGCGGCAUCGAGGUGACCAACUCGCACUUCACCGGCUUCGGUGACCUCAACGGCAUUCUCGACAACGCCCUGGGCAAGUCCAUCGACGAGAAGAUGACCAACGUGACCUCCAAGAACGUGGAAAUGACCAGCAUCUCAUCUCGCGGGCGCUACUACCUCUCCCUCAUUUGA
Messenger RNA from Leptomonas pyrrhocoris, 1249 nucleotides. RefSeq lists its product as hypothetical. The transcript has a single exon. The record is from RefSeq and is a predicted model, not a curated record. Bases 731 to 1249 code for a protein of 172 amino acids. NCBI's taxonomy places the organism in Eukaryota, Euglenozoa, Kinetoplastea, Trypanosomatida, Trypanosomatidae.